Messenger RNA from Aureococcus anophagefferens, 183 nucleotides. RefSeq lists its product as hypothetical. The transcript has a single exon. The annotation marks the transcript as partial. The record is from RefSeq and is a predicted model, not a curated record. NCBI's taxonomy places the organism in Eukaryota, Pelagophyceae, Pelagomonadales, Pelagomonadaceae.
AACUCGGAGCCCGGCGAGCUCUGCACGAUCUGCUUCGAGCGCGCGGCGGACGCGGCCGUCUUCCCCUGCGGCCACGUGGGCCUCUGCUACCAGUGCUGCCUCGGCAUCCACGCGCGCGGCGGGCCCUGCCCCUUCUGCCGCACGAAAUUGGACCAGAUCGUCACCAUCGACCGCCGCUACCCG